This is a messenger RNA of Malania oleifera, 2713 nucleotides long. Its product is annotated as pentatricopeptide repeat-containing protein At2g44880-like. The record is from RefSeq and is a predicted model, not a curated record. Gene Ontology annotation, biological process: RNA modification. The transcript has a single exon. Gene Ontology annotation, molecular function: protein binding; RNA binding. NCBI's taxonomy places the organism in Eukaryota, Viridiplantae, Streptophyta, Magnoliopsida, Santalales, Ximeniaceae. The coding region runs from base 200 to 2017 and encodes 605 amino acids.
AGCCCACCUGGUAAACACCGAAAAUAGUGAAUGAAACGGACCAAUUACGUUACGAGUUCAUUUGUCAAUAGAUGAGUGAUUGCAGACUGGUCAUGGUCGCAAGCCGUGUCCUUCAACAUGAUAAAAAUGUUCGCAUAACUAACAAAACUGAAAUUCAAAAAAGUAACGCAGUGCUUGCAGAAAAUGAUUAAAAACAGAAAUGCAAACAGUCCAAUUCCUAUACAUGGCAGACCAGGAAAACCGAGGCCGUUGGAACCCGAUAGAGAGAAGAUGCCUCUCUCUCCUUCGCCAAACCAAUUCCAGAGCCUCUCUUCUUAAAAUCCAUGCUUUCAUGCUCCGAAACGCCCUCGAAACCAACGUCUGUCUCCUCACCAAAUUCAUCGCCUCCUGUUCUUCCAUAGCCACUGCGUCUGACCCAGACGCCGGCAUCUGCUACGCUCGGAGCGUGUUCGACCGGAGACCUCACAGAGAUGAUGCUUUUCUUUGUAACUGCAUGAUCAAGGACCACGUGGGUAUCCGCCAAUUCCCUGAAUCUAUCACGCUUUACAGAGAUCUGAGGAGGGAUACAGGUUUUGCUCCCAAUAGCUUCACUUUCACCUCGUUGACUAAGUCCUGUGGUUUGGAUAUGGCCACAUGGGAAGGUCAAGAGAUACAUGAUCAUGUUGUGAAAAUGGGUUUUUGCUUUGAUAUGUUUGUGUCGACGGCAUUGGUUGGUAUGUAUGCGAAAUUUGGGAAGAUGAUGUAUGCAAGAGAUUUGUUCGAUGAAAUGACUGAAAGAAGCCUAGUGUCCUGGACGGCUCUUAUUGUUGGUUAUGCAAGGUCUGGGGAUAUGGGUAACGCGGGGAUGCUUUUUGAUCAAAUGCCCGAUAAAGACACCGCAGUGUUUAACGCAAUGAUUGAUGCUUAUGUCAAACUGGGUGAUAUGGGUUCGGCUAGGAAUCUGUUUGACGAGAUGUCCGAGCAAAAUGUUGUGUCUUGGACCACUAUGAUUCAUGGGUACUGUGAAAAUGGCGAUGUUGAUUCUGCCAGGUCAUUAUUUGAUGCCAUGCCCAAGAAGAAUCUCCUUUCUUGGAACGCAAUGAUUAGUGGGUAUUCACAAAAUAAACAACCGCUUGAAGCAUUGAGACUGUUUCAUGAGAUGCAAUUAAAUACACCAUUUGAGCCUGAUGGAGUUACUAUUGUGAGUGUUCUUCCAGCUAUUGCUGCUUUGGGUGCCCUAGAUUUGGGUAGUUGGGUCCACCAAUUCGCUCAGAGGAAGAAACUUGAUAGGGCUGCCAAUGUUUGUACAGCUCUAGUUGAUAUGUGUGCCAAAUGUGGCAAAAUUGAUGAGGCGAGAAGCAUUUUUUGUAAGAUUACCAAGAAAGAAGCAGGCUGUUGGAAUGCUAUGAUAAAUGGUUUUGCAAUGAAUGGAUGUGGUAAGGAAGCAUUGGAAACAUUUUUUGAGAUGAUACGCAGUGGAUUUAAGCCAAAUGAGAUAACAAUGAUUAGUGUUUUGUCUGCUUGCAACCAUAGUGGUCUAGUGGAGGAAGGGAAGAGACAGUUCAAAGCAAUUGAGGAAUUUGGUCUUGUGCCGCAAAUUGAGCACUAUGGUUGUAUGAUUGACCUUUUAGGGAGGGCAGGGCUUCUGGAUGAAGCUGAAAAGCUGAUAGAGAGCAUGCCUUAUGAAGCUAAUGGCAUCAUUUUGAGCUCUUUUCUGUUUGCAUGCCAGUACUCUAAGGAUGUUAGAAGGGCUGAGAGAGUAAUAAAGAAGGCAAUCGAAAUAGAGCCAUGUAAUAAUGGGAACUAUGUUAUAUUGAGAAAUUUGUAUGCCUUAGAGAGAAGAUGGAGAGACGUGGAAGAAAUUAAAGAAAGGAUGAGAAUGAUUGGUUCAAAGAAAGAAGUUGGCUGUAGUGUCAUUGAGAUUGAUGAUAAGGUUUGGGAGUUUGUAGCGGGAGAUAGCUUGCAUCCACAGUGGGAGGUCAUCCAUUUAGUAAUAAGGCAACUAUGGAUGCACAUGAAGAGAGAAGGCAGUGACUAAGACUGGAGAAGACUGCAGUGGUGUGGCAGUGGGCAAAGCACAAGCUGACAUGAGUUCCAUUCCAUGUUGUUUGUCUAUUCUGCAUAGACUGUACACCCAAAUGAAUUGCAAGUCAUGCACGACCUUAGAAAUUCUUUUUUCACUUCAAGCAGGUGAAGGCAUAAAGCAGACCUGAUCUGUGUGGAUUUUGAGCCCAAACACUUUCAUCUGCAAGUAAAGCAUAUAGAAGUCUGAGCAGAUGAUUCUCCAGAAGAUGCAAGCGUAAAUAGUUGGUUGCAUGCCUCUGGACUCAAACCUUUUGCAUGGACCCCAAACUACUCGAAAACCACUCAGUUAGCAUGUCAACCUUUGACAGACUAAAUGCUUGGCCAAAGCAUUAUGUUGAAGAUUUUGGAUCAGUUGAUACGAUGUAUGUAAUUCUUGACUUCAUUUUGCACUAUGAAUAUCAAAGGUAGCGUAGAAUAAUACGAAACAAGUGACCACAAAACAUUUAGUCUGCUGUUGCUUAUGAGCUCAUUGAAGUGCACAGUCGGGUUUACUCUGCUGAAUUGAUAGAGAAGUCAAAAGUUUGAUUUAGAAGCAGACGGAUUACCUCAUGUUAUUUUCUUGUUGCCCCGUGGAGAGGGAAAGAAACUAGAUUUUGUAAAUAUGUAACAUACUGGGAUUGGCUUUUUCAAGAUUUGAGGCUUUCAUCCC